This is a messenger RNA of Thelazia callipaeda (thelaziosis nematode), 1884 nucleotides long. The record is from the annotation of a GenBank genome assembly. NCBI's taxonomy places the organism in Eukaryota, Metazoa, Nematoda, Chromadorea, Rhabditida, Thelaziidae.
AUGUUGGAGCGCGAACAGCAGCAGAAGUCUAAAGGUAACAGUGGAAACAGCAACAACAAUCACAGUAACGUCUCAAUGGAGAGGAAUCAGCCAACUGUCCCAGCAAGUAAUCAGCAACAACAACAGCAAACGUUUCUUCUUCCUCCUCAGACACAACAGCAACAGCAACAACAACAGCAACAACCUCUGCCUUCAGUUGGUCAUGUCAUUGCAGGACAACAGCAUCGUUCAACUGAGAUACAGAAUAGCAAUAUGUGUAGUAGUAGUAGUUGUAGUAGCGGCAGUAGUGGCAGCAGCAACCAAGUGUUAAGUGUACAUUCAUCUUCCAAAAUUUCACCUUGUACAACGGCACAGGCUCAUUCAUCCAAAUCUGUAUCAGCAAAUUCACUGCAUGCCAACAAUAGUAGUGGUAGUGUACGACCUGGUGCUGCAUCUUCUUGUCCACCGCUUACUUUGUCUAAUUCGUCUUCUACUCGAGGAGGACUACCACCUUCAUCCAUGCAGAUUGCUUCCUCUUCUUCCAGUGCGGUAUCCGCUGCUUCAAGUACGCCUCAGCAUUUUCAGCGGCACCAUUCCGUGACAUUUACUGUGGAGCACCACCAGCGGGCUGCAUUUACUUUUGAUACCGAAUUUGAGAACAUGCAACAGCAACAAGCCAUUAUUACGGAUGCUUCAUCCCACGUGCUGCAUCAUCCUGUCCACACGCGUCAGCAGCAUCUGCUGCAAUCCCCUUCUCGUGUACUGCACCAACAACCUGCUCAACAGCAACAACAAGCUCAAGCUCUACAGCAGAAUUCUCAGCAAUCUCAAAUGCUUCAACAGCAAAAUCAAGUCAUGCAACCUCAGUUAUUGCAGCAGCAUUCUCAAGGGUUGCAACUACCACAUAACCAAGGACUACAACAGCAACAACCUCAGAUACAACAACAACAGCAGCAGCAUUCUCAGAGCCUGCAACAGCAACAGUCACAGAUACAGCAGCAUCCUCAGGGGCUACAUCAACAACAGCAGCAGCAUGCUCAAGGACAACAACAGCAACAAUCUCAAGUACAACAGCAACAACAUUCUCAGGGAUUACAACAGCAGCAACAUGUUCAAGGACCACAGCAGCAGCAACCUCAGGUACAACAAGAACAACAACAGCAUCCUCAGACGCUACAACAUCAACAACAGUCGCAACAUACUCAAGGGCCGCAGCAACAGCAACCUCAAGUACAACAGCAGCAGCAUCCUCGGGGAACACAACAUCAGCAGCAGCAUGCUCAGGGUUUACAGCAACUUCAGUCUCAAAUGUUGCAGCAACAACAGCUUCAAAUGCAGCAGCAACACCGGCAGCAGUCUCAUUUGUUAGCGCAAACGCACCAAACUGCUCCUUUACAACAAUCAAAUCAAAAACAGCAACUUCAUGUACAGCAAGUGCAUCGACAGCAAAGCUUUUCACAUUCUCAACAAAAGCAGCAUUUGCAAAUACAGCAAAUCCAACAGCAGCAAUUGCAAUUACAAAUUCAUCCGAAUUCUUCCCAUUUUAGUCAACAGAAAGCAAUUUUAAAACAUCAGGCACAGACACAUCCCGCGCAAUACCAAUAUGAUGAUGACGAUAACGAUAACGAUGAUGAAGAUGAUGACGAUGAUGAAGCACAGCACCAGCGGUCGUUAACUGCUAAGGAAGAAUAUAGAGAGUUGAAACAACGAUUCAAAUUUCUUGUCUAUGAGAACGAAUGUUAUCAAGAAGAAUUACGGAACUUACAAAGAAAACUGUUAAAACUUUCUCGAGACAAAAAUUUUUUACUGGAUCGUUUACUAUUAUACGAAAAAUUAAGUGACUCAUCUGAUGAAUCAGACUCAUCUGUCAAAACAAUUGAGGAGAAAUCGCCACCUAAAAAGUAA